GCACACUCGCGUCGCGGCUGUACCUGGGUCUCCUUUCCUCGUCCCAUCCCCUCCCCACUUGGGGACACAGGGGUGAGCGCAGAGGCCGGAGGGAGAUCGACUAGAGCACCGCCCCCCACCCUCACUUACCCAGGCCACCUCUUUCCCCCCGCUGGGCCCAGGGCCAGGCACCGAGGCCGCCCAUCCCCGCGGCUUCCUACAAGUGUCCAAAGAAACUCAACCAUUGAAAGGAAAACAAGAAAGCCCCGAGGGAGAGUUCUCCGCAGGGCAGCCAGAGGGAAGCGGGAGGGAGGGUACGGACGGCAGCCGUCACCCCUCGCCCUCUCCUCUGGCAGUCACAGCGCCUCGAGUGGUGGCAGCGCCUGUUGAAGCCGUUGGGUCCGUUAGUCUGGACGCACGCGCGCGAAACAGCGUGCGCGCGCCCGGAGGUGUGCGCGUGCGCCCCAGCCUCCGCCCUUUUCGACUGCCUCCGAGAGAGCCGUGCCCGCGCGCGUGCGUCCAAGCCCGCUUCCUCUCCCGUGCAGGCGUACGAACGGGCGUGCGUGCGUGCGUACGUACGCUUCGCCUCCAGGCUCCGCCCCCUCCCGCCUUGCGUCACAGACGCGUCCCGCCUGCCAGUCAGUCAGGGAAGCAGGCAGACGGAAUCCGGGGGUCUGUGAAUCGCUGCGCUCUCCGCACUCCGAGGCCUCGCCGAACCCGCCGAAGACAUUUCUCUCCAGACGCGGGGGCCAGCCGCCGACAUGUCAACAAGUGGGCCUUCUGCUUCUGCUGCUGCCUCUGGCAGUAAUCGCCGUCUUCAGCAGGCACAAAAUCAAGUAGAUGAGGUAGUGGACAUUAUGCGAGUCAAUGUGGACAAAGUUCUAGAGCGAGAUCAGAAACUUUCUGAGCUGGAUGAUCGCGCUGAUGCCCUGCAAGCAGGGGCUUCCCAGUUUGAGACAAGUGCGGCGAAAUUAAAGAGGAAGUACUGGUGGAAGAAUUGCAAGAUGUGGGCGAUACUAAUUACCGUUGUGAUUGUGAUCAUCAUCAUCAUCAUUGUGUGGAGUGUUUCUUCAUGAACAGCCAGUGAAGCUCAGGCCUGCGGUUUGAGAAACGUCGUCAAGUCUUUUGACUUAAGCCUGCUGUAUUAUCAAAUUUACGUACUGUUAUGUAUAAAACAAAAUUAUUUUUGUUGGUUAAUGUAAAGUUCGAUUUAUAGGAAAUUGCUUUUUUAAUAUAUAUAAUGCAUAUAUAUAUAUAUAUACACACACACACAUCUAUACAUAUUAUACUCCUAAUUAGAAAUGUCAGUAGCCCAGCUCACAUUCUGUACAGUGCCUUGAUAAACUUCCAUGUGAGCCGAUGAAGAAGACUUCUUAAGUUCUAGAGUUUCAUGACUUAGAUGGAAUGUUGCCAUUGACUUUCUAGAAACAGGGUUAAAAAAAUACUUGUUCAAGCCUGCUUUCCUCUAAGCGUGAAUUUCAUAUUUUCUAAUCCACAUUUUAAACCAGUGAAUAAUCAGAUGUACAAUAUGUGCCUUCCUGAAAGAAAACUACACUACUGCUUAGCACAAAUCUGCCACGUUGAACAGGCUGUGCCUUAUUUUGAUAUUUUUCUGAUGCCUUAUAAAAUAACCCACUAUCCUUUGUAAACACUACUGAGUGUUUUUCAUUGUAUUUCACGUCAGACAGUGAUAAAAUGUGAUGGUGUGAUUCACCUUUAAAACAUUGACAAGAGGACCUCUGGGUCAUUGGUGAUGAUGUGUAAGAUGUACUGUGGAUAGUACCAAAAUUUCUAUUUUUGCCAAAACAUUAAAUGCCGGUAAAUAUUCUCAGCCUGUUCCAGUUAAGGCAUGUUUGCCAUAGCUUAAGAAAGUGCCAAAUGGAAGUCAAAGUUCCAGGAGAAUUAGAAUAUUGACAGUGCUUUUAAACUUUGUAUUGCCUCACAAAACCUUUUCCUUCUUUGAAGUACUUUAGUUACUGUGUUUCUGCUUGUGCUUUUCCCUAAGAAGCCAAAUCAGAAGUGAAGUGGAAGCUCUCCACUCCUCUGUACCUCCACCAUGUACUCCAUCUUCAUUGUUUUAUCUGGUAUGAUAAAUGCAGUAUGAACAACCGCCUUUGACGUUGCUAAGAAUUAUGUGUGAAACAACUUUGUGGCACCACGUGAGACUAUGACUUUGACUGAUCGUUCUUGGCCCCAGUUACAGUUGGUUGUACAUUUUUGUUAUUAUUUGAAGUUCUCCCUCCAUUUCCCAAAUCAGACUUCUAAAUUUUCCUUUCGUGUUACCCUGGCCAGUGGCACUUUUUACAUGGGAGAGAUGCACAGGAAAUUGGAAUUUUUUCGUGUGACCAAUUGUGUGUCCAAAGGGUUACUUUGGAAAUAGCUAGUGUUAUUUAUUUAUUUAUUAGUUAUUUCAGAUUUCACCCAUCUCACAUCCAUCAGUUACUUUUCUAAAAUAUACUAAGUCUCUUUCUGUGUCAGAACACAUGAUCUGAACAGGGAAUUAUAUGGAUAGACAAAAUAGCCACAGGAGAUCUUAGGGCAAAAUUGAGAUCUCGUCAUAAUGUUACUCAUUGGUCUGAAAUUGCGAUUCAGUUUGUUGCAUAUAACAUAACAAAACUUGUGACAUAAAGGGCAAAUGAGAGUUGCGUUGAGUUUUCUUAACUUCUGUUCCUCUGCUAUCUCUGAAAUGUUUUUAUGUAGAAACAGCUUGUGCUUUGUACAGCCCUAGCGGGAAAGCAGCUGCCCAUUUACCAAGUAUCACCAAUACCUUUGCAGACACUGCCCUGUCUGGUUGUAACUCGAACACUUUGGUGCUCCUUAUUUUGCCUUGGCAUCUAACCCCAUUUAACCCACCAGUUACUGCCUUAAACCAAGAAUGCUUUGCUUGUUUCUGACCAUGUGUUUAAACUGGGGCCCUCCCCUAAUGGAAUGUGCUGAAUAAAAUGUUUAUGGAUGUAA
Molecule: messenger RNA, 2937 nt
Organism: Trichosurus vulpecula (common brushtail)
Lineage: Eukaryota; Metazoa; Chordata; Mammalia; Diprotodontia; Phalangeridae
Gene: VAMP3
Product: vesicle associated membrane protein 3
Exons: 5
Coding region: 741-1055 (104 amino acids)
Biological process (GO): SNARE complex assembly; vesicle-mediated transport; vesicle fusion
Cellular component (GO): plasma membrane; SNARE complex
Molecular function (GO): syntaxin-1 binding; SNAP receptor activity
Source: RefSeq, a predicted model, not a curated record